Lathyrus oleraceus (garden pea) is the source of this 1815-nucleotide messenger RNA. Its product is annotated as hydroxyproline O-arabinosyltransferase NOD3. The record is from RefSeq and is a predicted model, not a curated record. The transcript is spliced from 9 exons. Gene Ontology annotation, molecular function: glycosyltransferase activity. The coding region runs from base 557 to 1630 and encodes 357 amino acids. NCBI's taxonomy places the organism in Eukaryota, Viridiplantae, Streptophyta, Magnoliopsida, Fabales, Fabaceae.
UGAAACAUUUUCAUUUCUCUAAACUCUCACCCCAUCCUCCCAAUAUGGUAUGAGAAAUUCCAUUUCACUUUCCUCAUACAUUACUUUACCACUUAUUUCAAUUAUUUUUCUAGUCACACACAGUCUUAAUCUCACUCACACAAACCCUUCAAAACUUCAACCUUACUUGUUCUUUUUCCACUAAUCACUCAACAAUUUCAUUGCAUUGCUUUUCAUGUUCUAAACUAAAACCCCAAAAUUCCAUUUUUCUCAUUUUCAUUUCAUCAAACACUUGCUACCCAUUUUCUAUAUUCAUCCAAAUUUCGUUCUUUUUUGUCUCUUCUUUCUCAUUGGAGUGCCUUGGAUUGACGCACAUCAUCAGAUCCGUUUACGUUUACGUGAAUUUUUCUUGUGGAAGAAAUAACUCAAACAAAGGCUUGUUUUGUUUGUAUUGAUUAUUAGUAUGAAUGAAAUUAAGCUGUGAUUUUGAAGAACUGCAGAGUUUUUAAUCUGAAUUCUGUGAAUUUUCAGAAACAAGAAUUGGGUAGUGUUUAUAGUUGGAUUGGAGAUUGAGAAAAUGAUUGUGAGGAAAAGCCUAGGGAGGGUAAAGUCAGUACUUAUCCUGCUUAUGGUGUUGGGAUUUUUCUUUGCGACUUAUAAUUUGGUUUCGAUGAUAGUAGGACAUAAAGUAGGAAGUGAUUUGGGAUCUAUUGUUGAUGGCAAAGUGGAGUUUACGAAUACGAAAUCUAAAUUCCAUGUUGCUGUUACUGCAACCGAUGCUGCUUACAGUCAAUGGCAAUGUAGGAUUAUGUAUUAUUGGUAUAAGAAGGCGAAGGAUAUGCCUGGAUCAGCUAUGGGAAAGUUCACCCGGAUUCUGCAUUCAGGAAAGGAAGAUCAGUUGAUGAAUGAGAUUCCUACUUUUGUUGUUGAUCCUCUUCCGGAUGGUUUGGAUAGGGGUUAUAUAGUCCUAAAUAGACCAUGGGCCUUUGUUCAAUGGCUGGAGAAAGCGGUUAUCGAUGAAGAAUAUAUUCUGAUGGCAGAACCUGAUCACAUAUUUGUUAAUCCUUUGCCUAAUUUGGCUUCAGAAAACGAACCGGCAGGAUAUCCAUUUUUCUAUAUAAAACCAGCCGAAAAUGAGAAAAUUAUGAGAAAAUUCUAUCCUAAGGAAAAAGGUCCUGUUACUGAUGUUGAUCCCAUUGGCAAUUCCCCCGUUAUAAUCCACAAGUAUUUGUUGGAGGAAAUAGCUCCCACCUGGGUGAACGUUUCGUUGAGAAUGAAAGAUGAUCCAGAGACUGAUAAAGUUUUCGGAUGGGUGCUUGAAAUGUAUGCUUAUGCUGUAGCGUCUGCGUUGCAUGGUAUAAAGCAUACUCUGCGGAAAGACUUUAUGCUGCAGCCGCCAUGGGACUUAGAGGUAGGGAAGACGUUUAUCAUACAUUAUACAUAUGGAUGUGACUACAAUUUGAAGGGGAAACUGACAUAUGGGAAGAUUGGAGAAUGGCGUUUUGACAAGAGAUCAUAUCUGAUGUCUCCUCCUCCUAAAAACAUUUCCUUACCACCUCCCGGAGUUCCCGAAAGUGUCGUGAGGCUAGUAAAGAUGGUCAAUGAGGCUACUGCAAACAUACCUAAUUGGGAUUCAUUAAAUAGAAGCUAAGAGAAAGCUAACAAAUCAUAAACACUUAUUAGGUUUCAAAAUAGAUUAGUUUAUGCAAAAUACAAAGGCGAUUUUGUGCUUGCUUUGAAGAUAGAUCUUUUUAAUAGCCAUAUUAUUAUUUUGCAUUCAAACUUGUACAAGACAUUUAUUUACGGUCUAUUCAAAUAUAUCUUAGAUUUCUUUCA